AUGUGGUUCUGGUCGCGAAGCCAGGAUAUUUGUGUCACGGCAUGGAGGGCAGUUCAAAAGUUCAGCAGGACCAUGGGUCUCCCAAUCGGUGACAAGGCUGGUGGUGCCCAUAUCACAGCUGAAGAUCAGCCCAUGACCACCAUCAAUCCGAAAUUGCCAGAUGGGAGAACCAAGUGGGGGAUGCUGUAUCUGAAUCCAGAAUCAUGUCGUUUUGAUAUCGAUUUAGAGAUGGUAGAUGGUCACAUCGACCAGUUGAAACGCCAGCUCCAGGAUAAAGAAGCAAGCAUCUUCAGUUGGAUCCAGGCAUGGAUGCAUUCGCUUCAACCAUCUUUACCUAUAACUUUGGUUCACCCGCAAAUCGCUUCGGCCAGCUGCAUGUCGACAUUCAAGCUGUUUCUUAUGCACAACUGCGCUUUUUGA
Molecule: messenger RNA, 420 nt
Organism: Penicillium waksmanii
Lineage: Eukaryota; Fungi; Ascomycota; Eurotiomycetes; Eurotiales; Aspergillaceae
Exons: 2
Coding region: 1-420 (139 amino acids)
Source: RefSeq, a predicted model, not a curated record